Molecule: messenger RNA, 1046 nt
Organism: Anopheles coustani
Lineage: Eukaryota; Metazoa; Arthropoda; Insecta; Diptera; Culicidae
Gene: Psf2
Product: probable DNA replication complex GINS protein PSF2
Exons: 2
Coding region: 19-630 (203 amino acids)
Biological process (GO): DNA replication; double-strand break repair via break-induced replication
Cellular component (GO): nucleus; GINS complex
Source: RefSeq, a predicted model, not a curated record
ACAAAACCAAAUCUGCACAUGGAACCGGCCGAGCUUGAAUUUAUUGGUGAAAACUCGCCUAUUGGUGUAAUUCCAAAUUUUAAUCAUGAUUCCAUCUACCUCAUUUCGGGCACCAUUGAACCAUUCCGUGGAGGCAUACCGCUGUAUGUCCCCCUGUGGUUAGCAAUACACCUUCGACAGCAGCAAAAGUGUCGCAUUGUUACACCGGAUUGGAUGGAGAUCGAUCUACUUGAAGAUAUCAAGGAAACAGAAAAACGAAUCAGCACAUUUACCAAAAUGCCCAGCGACAACUACAUGGUGGAGGCAAAGCUGAUUCUCAGCACGGCACCGGAAGAUGUUCCUUCGUCCGACGUUAUUAAAACACUUAUCAAGGAUAUCUACGAUGUGCGGUGUGCCAAACUGCGCACGACGGUGGAGAAUUUCAUCAAGAGCGAGGGCUCGCAUACGGUCAAUCUAGAAAACGUCACCGUCCUGGAACUGCACACAAUUCAACCGUUGUUACCGCACGCCAUGGAUUUCCUAGCGCGCGUCGAACAAACGAAAAAGGUUGUGCGUUCGAUGAACACCACUACGCAAUCCUUCAGCAUGGGUGGUUCUAGUGGCAGUUCUGGAAACACGAGACCAUGGUAAACAAGCUGUAAGUUUUAAGGCAGUCUAAUUUAUUGCAUAGGUUCUAGUUUAGUAUACAAUGGCAGUGGUGUAGCUAGUAAUGAAUAAAUACAAUCUAAAUGCAUUUUUUAAGAACAACCUUUUAAGCAAAUUCUGUUGAAAAUUGGACAUUUUUAAGUAACAUCAUCAUAUAUUAAAAAGAUGUUACAGAAAACUUGUGGCUGAAAAAUAGUUCGACAGAUUCCUACCGUGUCAGUUUUUAUAUGAUUAAAACAUAAUUAAAGUUUGGAAGGUACUUUUGAUAAAAUUUAUUGAUUUUAAAACGACAGUGUUGGCGUAGAAUUCGAUCAAUAAUUGAAUGUCGCAAUCUAAUUCUGAAUGUUACUAUACAUAUCGACACGUACUUACGCAAUAAAACAGAAUCUUUCAAUUAAACA